This is a messenger RNA of Hyaena hyaena (striped hyena), 4607 nucleotides long. RefSeq names its product hexose-6-phosphate dehydrogenase/glucose 1-dehydrogenase (gene H6PD). Gene Ontology annotation, biological process: pentose-phosphate shunt, oxidative branch; pentose-phosphate shunt; glucose metabolic process. Bases 735 to 3104 code for a protein of 789 amino acids. Gene Ontology annotation, cellular component: endoplasmic reticulum. The record is from RefSeq and is a predicted model, not a curated record. The transcript is spliced from 5 exons. Gene Ontology annotation, molecular function: glucose-6-phosphate dehydrogenase activity; NADP binding; 6-phosphogluconolactonase activity. NCBI's taxonomy places the organism in Eukaryota, Metazoa, Chordata, Mammalia, Carnivora, Hyaenidae.
CAGCCCCCCUGGAGGCUAGUUUGGAGGAGCCCCCGGCGUCCCUUUCCCCGGGCCUUCUGGAAAGUCAGCGCAAUGAGCGGCCGAGUCCAGUGCUUUCUGUCUGGAGAGCAGCUUGAUCUUUGGCCUUAGCCCUCGGGUUUCAGUCAGCGUUCGCAACACACCCACCCGACGCGUAGUUUUCCAGAAGCAAACCUAGCUGCAUCUUUGAACAUCGGCUCCCUUAAACUUGAAUGUUCGCUUGGAAAUGAGAACUUCUGGAAAGAUCAUAAACCGAAAUUCUUUGCCCACCCCCUCUCCACCCAGCCAGGCCCAUGGCUUCUAAAGCCAGCGAAUUAGGGGGGUCCUGGUGUAGAAAUGGGCAUAUUUUAAACUCUUAGGCACAUUCUCUGCCCUGAUCGAAGGCGGAUAGACGUUUUGAGCCGAUGGGGCUAAUCUUUUGGGUAGUUUUAGGGACACUUGAGAUGAAAAUGCUCCCUGUUCGGCGUGAAGAGAGCUCAUUUCUGACAGUCCUUUACGUAACUUUCUUUUGAGGUACAUGACUGCCCAACAAAUAACUCCUCUAGGCAGACAUUCAAGUUAUUUUUAUGCAGAGACUGGAGUUUCCUAAGUUACUCUGGAGUCCGACGGUUUGAGGCCGUCUGAGAGGGAAGCCUCGAGAUCCCUUUAUCAGUGGCCUAGCCACUUCUCGCUUUAUUCAAGGUGGAAUUUGAACAAGGCACCCCGGCUGCUGGAAGAUGCUCACGAUGGCGAUGUGCGUGGCCCUCCUGGGCUGUCUGCGGGCCCAGGAGCUCGGGGGACACGUCUCCGUAAUCCUGCUGGGAGCCACUGGGGACCUGGCCAGGAAGUACUUGUGGCAGGGGCUGUUCCAGCUGUACCUGGACGAGGCGGGCCAGGCCUACAGCUUCAGCUUCCAUGGGGCUGCCCUGACGUCCACCAAGCAGGGCCAGGAGUUCAUAGCCAAGGUCAUGGAGUCCCUCUCCUGCCCGGAGGACGUGGCGCCUGGGCGCUGUGCCGAGCUCAAGGGCCAGUUCCAGCAGCUGAGCGGCUAUCACCGCCUGAAGACUGGCGAGGACUACGCGGCCCUGAGCACGGACAUUGAGGCGCGGGUCCAGCGCCAGGGCGUCCGGGAGGCUGGCCGGAUUUUCUACUUCUCGGUGCCGCCCUUUGCCUACGCGGACAUUGCCCGCAACAUUAAUGGCAGCUGCCGCCCCGGCCCAGGCGCCUGGCUACGGGUCGUCCUCGAGAAGCCCUUCGGCCAUGACCACCUCUCCGCUCAGCAGCUGGCCGCGGAGCUUGGAAGCUUUUUCCGAGAGGAGGAGAUGUACCGCGUGGACCAUUACCUGGGCAAGCAGGCCGUGGCUCAGAUCCUGCCUUUCCGAGACCAGAACCGCAAGGCCCUGGACGGCCUCUGGAACCGGCACCACGUGGAGCGGGUGGAGAUCAUCAUGAAGGAGACGGUGGACGCAGAGGGCCGCACCGGCUUCUACGAGGAGUACGGCGUCAUUCGUGACGUGCUCCAGAACCACCUGACCGAGGUCCUCACCCUUGUGGCCAUGGAGCUGCCCCACAACACCAGCAGCCCCGAGUCCAUGCUCCAGCACAAGCUGCGCACCUUCCAGGCCCUGCGGGGCCUGCAGAAGGGCAGCGCCGUCCUGGGCCAGUACCAGGCGUACAGCGAGCAGGUGCGCAGAGAGCAGCAGAAGCCUGACACCUUCCACAGCCGGACGCCCACCUUUGCAGGCAUCCUUGUGCACAUAGACAGCCUUCGCUGGGAGGGUGUCCCGUUCAUCCUGAUGUCCGGCAAAGCCCUGGACGAGAGAGUGGGCUACGUCCGCAUCUUGUUCAGGAACCAGGCCUACUGUGUGCAGAACGACAAGCGCUGGGUCGCUGAGCAGAGCCAGUGCCUCCCUCGGCAGAUCAUCUUCUACAUUGGACACGGCGAGCUGGGCGGCCCCGCCGUGCUGGUCAGUCGGAACCUGUUCAGGCCCUCCCUGCCCCCCGAGAGCUGGAAGGAGCUGGAAGGCCGCCCGGGGCUCCACCUCUUCGGCCGCCCUCUGUCCGAUUACUACGCCUACGGCCCCGUGAGGGAGCAGGACGCCUACUCCGUCCUCAUAUCCCGAAUCUUCCACGGCCGGAAGGACUCCUUCAUCACCACGGAGAACUUGCUGGCCUCCUGGGCCUUCUGGACGCCCUUGCUGGACAGCCUGGCCCACGAGGUCCCACGCCUCUACCCAGGGGGCGCCGAGAACGGGCCCCUGCUGGACUUCGAGUUCCGUGGCGCCCAGCUGCACUUCUCGCAGCGGCAGCCCGAGCAGCUGGUGCCGGGGCCCGGCCCUGCGCUGCUGCCCAGUGACUUCCAGGUCCUCAGGGCCACGUACCGGGACAGCCCGCUGAUCUCGGCCUGGCCCGAGGAGCUGAUCGCGAAGCUGGCCGACGACAUCGAGGCCGCUGCCGUGCGGGCCGUGCGGCGUGUCGGCACCUUCCACCUGGCCCUGUCGGGCGGCUCGAGCCCUGUGGCCCUGUUCCAGCAGCUGGCCAGCGGGCACUUCGGCUUCCCCUGGGCCCGCACGCACCUGUGGCUGGUGGACGAGCGCUGCGUCCCGCUCUGGGACCCCGAGUCCAACUUCCAGGGCCUGCAGGCCCACCUGCUGCAGCACAUCAGGGUCCCCUACUACAACGUCCACCCCAUGCCCGUGCACCUGCACCAGCGGCUCUGCGCCGCGGAGGACCGGGGCGCCCAGAUGUACGCCGGCGAGAUCUCCGCCCUGGUGGCCAACAGCAGCUUCGACCUGGUGCUGCUGGGCAUGGGCAUGGAUGGGCACACGGCCUCCCUCUUCCCGCACUCGCCCACCGGCCUGGACGGCGAGCCGCUGGUCGUGCUGACCGAGAGCCCCUCGGGGCCCCAGCAGCGCAUGAGCCUCAGCCUGCCCCUCAUCAACCGCGCCCGGAAGGUGGCGGUCCUGGUCAUGGGCCGGGUGAAGCGCGAGAUCACCAUGCUGGUGAGCCGCGUGGGCCACGAGCCCAAGAAUUGGCCCAUUUCGGGCGUCCUGCCUAGUUCCGGCCAGCUGGUCUGGUACAUGGACUACGAGGCGUUUCUGGGAUGAGGGCGCCUUUGGCCUUGGCUCACUCCCACGCUCGCUUUCCCUCAACUGCUCCCCUCUCCUCAGUCCUGCCACCUGCCCUGGCCGUCUGGAACCAUCUGGAACCCGAUGCCUCGGGGCUAGGCCGCCAGAGAGGAAAGGACGAGGCCUCGUCCCCAUCCCUUUGACAGUCCCUGUCUAGUCGUGUGGGCAGACACAGACGCGAGGAAGAAACUGAGUCUCUGCUCUUGGGAAGUUUCCAGUCUGGUUCAGGAGAGGAGUCUCCACCUUCAGAACAUACCUGUGGCAGUUCCACAUUAACACCAGCAGCACAAAACAGGACAGCGGGAAAGCUCCCUGCUUCAGCAAGAAUGCAGUGGUGAGGGUUCAUCCAGGAAGGCUUCCUGGAUGGGGUGGCCCUUGAGCCUGCUCCCAUGGAAAGGAAGGCUGCAGAUGGUGGAUGGUGGAGAGAAGGGAACGCAGGUGUCCAUUGGGUGCAGGGCCUGCACAGAGCAGGAUGGGAACUGUUUGGAGACAUCGGGUUGGCCGAGUGCCCGUUUCUUCUGUCCCCUCCUCCCCUUCUCCGGAGCCCCUGACACUUAGCCUGCUGUUCGGGCCUCUUUGUGGCUGUCUCUCCUGCUCUCUGUCUCUCUGGGUUCCCUUCUCCUCAGUUCUGACGAUGGUGGGGGUCCCUUCCCAUCCCCUCUGUCUCUCUGCUGUCCCCCCAGACGAGUGACACAGCACCAAAUACUAGGAAGUGGAAAGAAAUCUCCCACCUGGUGUUUGGAGCUCCCUUCCUCCAUGUGGGGGGAGGUCCCCUGCCCGCCCGCCACCCCCAGCUGCCCCCCUGUGUGAUGCACAGUGGGCAGAGAUGGUCAUUCCAGGGAUCCCUCGCUUAAGAGGGUCCUUUAUACCUCAGGGGACUUGCAGGGGGCGUUUCCGCUCUCAAUGUACCCUCUUGCUUUACCAGUAAAGAUCCACUUAAGUCUUUAAGUCUUUCUCUGGUGGUGACACGUCAUCUGUGGGGACAGAUGCCAUGUAAACGGUCUACACCAUCCAGAGGCUCUGAUCUGACCAAACGGGAACGAGGUCUUCUCUCGGGGGGCAGGGGCGGCUGCAGCUCCCUGGCAGUGCUGGCCACCUAGAACCUUCUCAGGGAUGUGGCUGGUUCAUGGGGCCACAGUGUAGGGGAGGGCAGGCGGCCCACCCACCUCUCCUCCCCCUCCCGGCCCCCCGUGGUCGGAGCUGGAUGGAGCCGCCUACUUGCUGUCUCCCGGCCCCCCCUGCCAACACGCUGCAGAAGAGCUGGGGAGAAAGGAUGAGGUAGCUUCUCUUUAAGAGGAGGGGGGUUCUCUGUUCCUGAUUAGGUGGGUCCGUCAUACCUGUUUUCCUGAAACCCCCAAGUUUGGAGGGGGGUCUCUGAAAUUAUUUUAAAAAAUAUUCUCACACAUUUGAUUUUUAUUCCAGCUUCCCACAGAGUCACACCCCCAAGACCGGACAGUAAAGGGAUCAGACCGAUGACUCUGA